Messenger RNA from Papaver somniferum (opium poppy), 1928 nucleotides. RefSeq names its product glycerol-3-phosphate acyltransferase 1-like. Bases 156 to 1640 code for a protein of 494 amino acids. The transcript has 2 exons. Lineage: Eukaryota; Viridiplantae; Streptophyta; Magnoliopsida; Ranunculales; Papaveraceae. The record is from RefSeq and is a predicted model, not a curated record. Gene Ontology annotation, molecular function: glycerol-3-phosphate 2-O-acyltransferase activity; phosphatase activity. Gene Ontology annotation, cellular component: membrane. Gene Ontology annotation, biological process: cutin biosynthetic process.
AAAGUAAUUACUAAUGCAAAACAAAGGCUUCUUCCUUCUCUCUAUCUCAGUGCUAUAAAUAUCUCACAUGUCUAGCUCUUGCUUUCACAGAUACCAUCACUAAGUUAACUUCGAUCACAUUCUUCAUACUCUUGUAAAAAUAUUAUAAGGUAGUAAUGAAUCCAAGUGUAAUAACCAAAUUAGAAGGAACUCUGUUAAUAUUCAAAUCCACUUUUCCAUAUUUUAUGCUUGUAGCUCUAGAAGCAGGUAGUCCAUUAAGAGCUCUUAUUCUACUCUUGAUAUCACCUCUCCUUUGGUUCUUGGAAAGUAUUUGCUUGGAAGAUGCUUCUGUUCACCUUAUGAUCUUCAUUUCCUUGGUGGGUCUUAAGGUUUCGGACGUAAAAUCAGUUGCAAAAGCUGUUCUUCCUCGAUUUUUCUUGGAAAAUAUUCAAGAAAAUACUUAUAAAGUGUUUUCAAGUUGUGGGGGAAAGAAGUAUGUUUCAAGUUCACUUCCUAGGAUAAUGAUUGAUCCAUUUCUUCGUGAAUAUUUGAGUUCGGAUUUUGUCAUUGGUACUGAAUUGAAGACCUUGGGUGGGUUUAGCCUUGGAUUAGUGGCUUCACCGGGGCUCGUGACUGGGGAUUCCCAAUAUGAAACCAUUAGCAAAAUUCUUGGAGACGAUAAGAAGAUCGAUUUAUGGCUUGGUAAUGAGCCUGAAACUGAUUCAUCUGUGUUUUUCUGUCAGGAACAAUACAUUCUUCCAGCUGACUCAUCAACAACAACAUGCUUACAAAGAAAGGAUUAUCCUAAACCCUUGAUCUUUCAUGACGGGCGUCUUGUUGCACGGCCUACACCGUUGGAUUCCCUGGCUGUUUUUCUAUGGCUACCGUUGGGAGUUUUUCUGGCUGUUUCUCGGUUUUUGAUCGGAAGAAUAAUGCCAUACAAUUACGGUUUAAUGGUUGCAGCAACUACUGGUAUGAAAAUCCGUGCUAAACUCCCUUCAGAAUCACAUACCAGCGAAAAGCAUGCUCCAUACUCACGGUGCAUCUGCGGGUCUUGCGACCCUGGCCAAUUUGGUGCAUUAAACACACUGUAUGUGUGUUCACAUCGAACGUUAAUUGAUCCCGUGAUUCUGUCAUCCACAUUGAAACGAAAUGUUAUGGCUGUUACUUACAGUCUUAGCAAGAUCUCUGAGAUUUUAGCACCCAUAAGAACUGUCCGGUUAAGCCGUGACCGUGUUAAAGAUGGAGAUUUGAUGAGGAAAUUACUUACGAAGAGUGAUUUGGUGGUUUGCCCAGAGGGAACUACGUGUAGGGAACCUUACCUGUUGCGAUUCAGUCCCUUAUUCUCAGAAAUUGCAGAAUCUAUUGUGCCAGUAGCUGUAUCAGCCAAAGGCAGCAUGUUUUAUGGAACUACCGUGAGGGGAUACAAGGCGUUGGAUUCCUUCUUCUUCUUAAUGAAUCCUAGCCCUCAUUAUCAUCUCGAGUUCUUGGAAAAGAUAUUGAGGGCUCCCAAGUGCGGGACUUCGGGAAGGUCUAGCUAUGAAAUCGCCAAUCUCGCACAGAAAAUGAUUGGACAGGCAUUAGGGUUUGAAUGUACCAAUCUCACACGCAGGGAAAAAUAUAGAAUUCUGGCUGGCAAUGAUGGUAUUUGUUCGGAGUAGCAAUGGUGAUAUCAAUAGCUUCGCUCCAACAUGUGUUUGCAUUUGAGUGUGGGUGGUGUGAGAUGGGAAGUACAGUGUAAGCUGAAUAUAAAAAGAGUAACCAUGGAUAUGAAUAUAGUAUAUGACCACUUUUGGCUUUCUUGUUUCUCUCCUGUUUUUCUUGUCACUUUUCCUUUUGUUUUUGGGAAUUUUAGUCCAACUCUAUUGUAGUUUGAAGAAAGGGAAAAGAAAGUUAUGUAGAUCAUCUAAAAAUAUCUGAAAGUUGUAAAUUUCUAUCGUUAAACCUCA